This is a messenger RNA of Panicum virgatum (switchgrass), 1173 nucleotides long. Its product is annotated as cysteine-rich receptor-like protein kinase 24. Gene Ontology annotation, biological process: protein phosphorylation. The record is from RefSeq and is a predicted model, not a curated record. The transcript is spliced from 7 exons. Gene Ontology annotation, molecular function: ATP binding; protein kinase activity. Bases 1 to 1173 code for a protein of 390 amino acids. NCBI's taxonomy places the organism in Eukaryota, Viridiplantae, Streptophyta, Magnoliopsida, Poales, Poaceae.
AUGUACGGGCUGCUGCAGAGCAUGAGGGAUCGGACGCCGGUGGAGAGCGACAAGUGCUUGCAGGACUCGGUGCAGCAGCUGCCGAGCUGCUGCUCCGGUCACCGGGGCGGGGUGGUGCUCGGCUACGACUGCUACCUGCGAAUUAAAGGGGUUUAUGUGACUCUCGCCGUCGCCUUCUCUGUUGGAACAGUCCUCACCGCAGUUGUCAUCGCUGGUGUUUUCCUCUAUCGGCGAAAGGUCAACCUGAUGAAAACACCACCAGCUUUUUUUCUGAAAGGCAACAGUAGUAGCAAUGACGACGACAUAGGAUAUGUUGAGCCCGAGCAACUUAAUCUCGUGGUGUUAAGAGCUGCAACAAACAAUUUCUCGGAAGGAAACAAACUUGGAGAGGGAGGUUUCGGAGAAGUGUUCAAGGGUACAUUACAGGACGGGACAGAGAUAGCUGUGAAGAGGCUUUCACAGAACUCCUCACAGGGGUUCCAAGAGCUUAAGAAUGAGCUCGUGCUAGCUGCCCAGCUUAAGCACAGGAACCUGGUGCAGCUCCUGGGGGUCUCCUUGCAAGAAGAGAAGCUAGUCAUCUACAAGUACAUGCCCAAUAGAAGCCUAGACAUCUUCCUUUCCGAUCCAGUGAGACGGCAGCAGCUGGAUUGGAACAAGAGGCUUGCUAUCAUCUGCGGUAUGGCACGGGGACUUUUGUAUCUCCACGAGGAGUCUCGCUUGAAGGUCAUCCACAGAGAUCUAAAGCCGAGCAAUGUAUUGCUCGAUGUGGAUAUGAACCCCAAAAUUUCAGAUUUCGGCAUUGCCAGGGCUUUCGUCGGAGACCAGUCUAGAGAUAUAACAAAACGACCUGUUGGAACACUCUGGUACAUGUCCCCAGAGUAUGCCUACUGGGGGCACGUUUCGACAAAAUCGGACAUAUUCAGCUUCGGUGUGAUAGUCCUAGAGAUGGUGACCAGGCAAAGGAACAACAGCGCAUACAGCGACACUUUCAGACUCUGUGUCUGUACUGAGCCAUGUAUGUGUAUGGUACUGCUUGGGCACUGUCAUUAUUUUUUUUUCUCGAACAUGCAGGAGAGCUGCGUAUCUUUAGAGAAGGUUUGGGACAACUGGAGGGCUGGUUCGAUGGUGGAUGUGGUGGACCCAUUGCUGGCCGUGUCGCGGUACCGAGAGUGA